Molecule: messenger RNA, 716 nt
Organism: Gadus morhua (Atlantic cod)
Lineage: Eukaryota; Metazoa; Chordata; Actinopteri; Gadiformes; Gadidae
Gene: rpl28
Product: ribosomal protein L28
Exons: 5
Coding region: 268-681 (137 amino acids)
Biological process (GO): translation
Cellular component (GO): ribosome
Molecular function (GO): structural constituent of ribosome
Source: RefSeq, a predicted model, not a curated record
GCAGUCAAAUAACAUUCCUCCAACAAUUGACCGAUAAUAUAGUCCCACAUUACAAUGAAUAAUUUAAAUGUCAAUUUUUCGUAAAAUUUGCAUUUAAAAAUUACCAAACUAUUCCACUUACAGCAUCACGUUUGAGUGCAUUAGAGAACGAUGUUUGGUUGAGAUGACGAGAAAGAGGUUCAGGUCCAUGCGGAGGGCUAUUUGAAAGAGUCCAUUUUAUCCGGCUUCCGCCCUUUCUCUUCCUCUCCCUCCGCGCUAAGAUUCGCCAUGUCUUCUCACCUGCAGUGGAUGGUUAUUCGUAACUGCUCCAGCUUCCUCAUCAAGAGGAACGGACAGACCUACAGCACCGAGCCAAACAACCUGAAGUCCAAGAACUCGUUCCGCUUCAAUGGCCUGGUGCACAGGAAGACUGUGGGUGUGCAGCCCGCUGCUGACGGCAAAGGAAUCAUGGUUGUCCUGAAGAAGCGUGCAGGUCAACGCAAGCCUGUCAGCACAUACGAGAAGAUCACCAUUAACAAGAACUCCCGCGCCACCCUGAGCAGUGUCAGGCACAUCAUCGGCAAGAACAACUACAGGAGAGACCUUCGCAUGGCGGCUCUGCGUCGUGCCAGUGCCAUCCUGAAGAGCCAGAAGCCUGUGGUGAUCAGGAAGAAGCGCACCAGGGCUGCCAAGACCGCAUAAAUGUCGUAAUUCUGAAAUAAAACAUUUUGAAAACA